AUGGGAUUAUUCGACAGAUUAUCAAACUGGCUAGGGCUGAAAAAGAAGGAGAUCAAUGUCCUUUGUAUAGGACUGGACAAUAGUGGCAAAACUACCAUUAUAAACAAACUAAAACCCGAGAAGGUUAGUUUGCCAUGCUGUUUGUGUUUGCCGAUGAUGAGAUUGAUCUUUUUAAUAUUUACUCUUGUUUUAACACUGGAUGUUUUUCUACAAAUUUUCCAUUUUUUAGACUCAAGCGCAAGAUAUUGUACCCACGGUAGGCUUUACUGUGGAAAAAUUCAUAUCACAAAGGUAAAUGUUAAAUACUGAUUAUAACAAGCUACACCUACCCAAAUAAGCUUUUGGGUAUGUAAUUUUUAAUUUAAAAAAUACGAUUAAGUUGGUGGUUUCACGCGGAGUUUUGUUAACCUUUAACUCUUCAAGCUUUUAGUAACUUAAAGAUUAAUAUUUGGUUUAUUCAACAGUCUUAACAGAGGUGAACUAUUUUGAGAUUUAAGCUUUAUAUAAGUUGUUAAUUGUUAGACGUAGCUUAGCUUAUGUGCGGGAUUUUACCCGCCACAAAUUCCCACCAUUUGUACAGAAAAUGGUAAAGCAAGAAAAUUCCACUUACACUAUAUACGGAAGUGUUUCGUUGGAAAGUGUAAAAAUUAUUCAUCCUUUCAACUGUGGCAGAAUUAGUUGAGUCAGUAGAGCGCUUGACUGCAAAGCUAGAGGUUUCGGGUUCGAUUCCCAGGGCCAGACCAUUACUCAGGGUCUUAAAGUACUGUAAAAUUCCCGAAAAUAAGCCCCUCCAUGUAUAAGCCCCUCCAAAUAUAAGCCCCCCAAAACUGUAACACAAAAAACCCUCCGUUAAAUCGCCCCUCCAAAUAUAAGCCUCCCCUGGGGGCUUGUUCUUGGAAUUUGCCCUCGAAUACAAAGUUAUGUAAAACAAAGCAAAAAUGGUAAAUGUCCUUCCCACUACAAGCUAGCCCAAUCGACUUUGAAACUCAAAUUUCCCUCUGUAGAUAAGCCCCUCCGAAUAUAAGCCCCUCCAAAAAUAAGCCCCUCAAAAAGGGCCUUUGAAAAAUAUAAGCCCCGGGGCUUAUUUUCAGAAUUUUACGGUAACUGACAAAUGAAGUUACUCCCUUUGCAGUGCAAGCUGCGAGACCUUUGCGUGGCUUGGAUGACCGUGUAAAAUGGCGGUCCCGUCUCCAUUAGGAGACAAAAAAAUAGCGUCCCCAAUUAGCGCUUUUGUGCUUAAUACAUUGACACUCAAAUAAAGUGCAUUUUACAUUUUUUUUUCUCUGUUAUCCCUGCCUGACAUACUUUUAAUUUUAUUUUGCAAAUUAAUUUUACUAGUCUCAACUUUACUGUGUUUGAUAUGUCUGGCCAAGGAAGAUACAGAAAUCUGUGGGAACAUUAUUACAAGUAAGUUUGCUUUAAGCAGGGUAUUUUGAAGGUGAUUUAGACCCAGUUCAAUUACUGUGUAAUUCAUAGACUGAUAGCAUCAACCUAAUUGAUGACAUUAGCUGUGGUCACACUACAGACUUUUACCUAGGUAAAAGCAAUUUACCUAGGGUAAAUUCAUAAAAAAUCCCCCGAGGUAAAUUCAUCUCGGGUUUUGUUUUACCUACAGUAGGUGAAAAUUCUGGGAAGGUCACACUACUGAUAUUGGCUCCCAAGGUUUUCAUGCCAGUUGAAUUUUUUGGAGCGUACAGAUACACAGGGAUCUAGCUGAUCAAAGAGACGUUUUUUUUCUUUUAUGUCGCUGUUAUUUCUUACACUAUUCAACGUGCAAGAUGAAGAAAGCCAAAGACGUAGAUGACUCAAGCCCCCAAAAUUUCUUUCACAGCGUGAGCUAUGUGCGGUUCUGUCAUCAAGACCUCCACCGAUGAGCGUCAGUUGGCUAGCAACCUCGGUAUUUCAUUUUUCCCUAGCUAUCGCUUUGGGGUAGCUGUCAAGGGAAACUCUUUUGUUCUCGAGACAUAUCCAAGACCCAGACGAUAAAAUUUCCCCGAGGUAAGUCACCUAGGGAAAAAUUGGUAACACUUUAAAAAUCAAGUUUUCCUAAGUAGACUGUCAACAACUCAAAUUUACCUAGGUAAAAAGUCUGUAGUGUGACCACAGCUAUUAUAUAGGGACAACAGUCCUAGCAUGGGGCCAUUUUAAGCAGUUUGGUUUGUAGCCUGAGAAAACCGUUGACAUUUCAUGAUGCCACCAAUAGUUUCCCCGCGAAAUGAUUUCUGAGGAGCGAGUGCAGAAAAUUCAUACUGAUGAUGUGUCACUACCCUGAUCAGGGUAGUGCUACUGCACAGGGUUCCAAAUUGGUGACUCUGAUUGCUAAGAUAGUUACCCUGCAGCUAAUUUGUGUUGAUAUCAUGCCAUGCAGUUAGCAAUCACAAUUCAAGGUGUGGUACCUGAUAAAAUAGAUGUGUUUAAGCUAAUUCCCAUCUUAUAUAUUUCAGUGCUAAUUAUAGGGAAAGUUUGCGUUUUAUGUACAUGUGUAAGAGCGUGUCUGAAACUGUUUGUAAGAUGGGCUUUUUUUGCUUUCAUAAAUGACCCUAAUGCAUUGGCUGUCACAUGGUCUCACGUUACAUCAGACUAAUGAUUAUUUUAAAGGUUGCAGGUGACACCAUAAAUCCAAAAAUUAAUUAAAUAGCUAAUGAAAAUUUUGAAGUCAAAAGUCAAGUCAAAGCUCUCGUAAGUGACGGCAUCAGAAAUUCAAAAAAGUGGUCGUAACUAGUCAAGAGCUCUCAUUAGUGACUGCAUUGUAAAACAAUAGAGGGUGGUCGCUUACAAGAGCUUCAGAAAGGCAUUAAUGAUUCUGUGACUGGUCAUUGCCAUGCAGGUUAAGUGGUCGCUAUAGAAAUGACCUUGAACUUUUACAAACCGUUAAGUACAAGAGCUGGUUGCUUACGAGAGUGGUUACAAGGAGAGCUUCGAAUGUAGUUUUUUUUUUUUACUAUUUAGAUGUACAGUUACUAAUAAUGGUUCUUAUUUUCUUUGUUGGGCCUUUUAGAACUGCUCAAGCAGUCAUAUUUGUGCUAGACAGUAGUGACAAAUUAAGAAUGGUUGUAGCCAAAGAAGAGUUAGACAUGUUACUUCAACAUCCUGGUUAGUCAUGAAUGUUAGUGUCAAUAAAAUGUAGUUAAUAAUGGUAAUAGGACUGAGUAGAGUCCAAUUCGGUCUGUAAUCAUACCAGUGAUUACACGGUUGUCCGAUUUGUUUAACCUCAAGUAUAAUUAAUAAUGGUAAUAGGACUGAGUGGAGUCCACUUUGGUCUGUAAUCAUACAAGAGAUUCCUUUAUUCAUUCAUUCAUUCAUUUAUUUUUGCCAUUAACCAGAAAUACAACAACAGUAUAAAAAUACAUUAAAGACAAUAUUCUAACUUAAUUAUGUACAAGAUCAAAUGUUUAAAGUGGUAAUGGCAAGGAAGCCUAUAUAGAAGCCGUAUUCCUGGAACUAUAGGGUAAACCAUGCAAGUUAAGCAGUACUGAAUGAAAAUUUGGAUUUAAAAAAAAAAAUAAAGAAAAGAAAAGAAGAGAAGAGAAAAAAGGAAAGAGAAGAAAAGAAAAAGAAAAGGUGUGUAGAUCAACAAGUAGAGCUACCGACAAUUAAUAGAUGUAAUAACUGCGUUGCCUUGAAGAGAUAACGAUUAAAACUGUUUUUUAAAACAAAAUUUCAUCUUUUGCGGGAGCACAGCAAAACACAUCCGUAUGCAUCAGCACCCAACAAUGCAGUCCAGAGAGAUAAACAAAAUUGGAUGACUGUGUAGCGUCACAAGUACUAGUAUCACGAUUAUGAUAAAAGACCGAAUUGGACGACUCGAAGUUCUGUUACCAAUUAAUCAUAACUUUAACAAAAUUUGUGAUAUUUCAGGCUUUUCAAAAUCAAAACAGAGGAAAUUUUUCUAGCAGUUAUUGUUAAAAAAGCCAUUUAAGUGCGCUUGUGCGAUAGUACGUAUUGUCCAGUUGCUUAGGCAUGAGGCGUACUGUCCUAUUACACUGUCCUAUUAGUGCUGAAAUCAGGACAGCUGAUAGCCAAUCAGAUUUGAGAAUUUUGUUUAAGUUAUGAUGAAACCUAAUAGUUGCAAGUGUUUAUUGCGAUUAAAAGAACUAUGAACACUUUGGUUUGAUUUUGUGUCUACAUUCUGUUAAAUGACAGCAUUUUUGAAAAGUGAUUUGGCUUUAUUGUUUCUUGUACAAUUACUAACUCUGACAAAUUCAUUCUUCUUCAGAAAUUACUCAGAGGAGAGUGCCUAUUUUAGUUUUUGCAAAUAAAAUGGACUUGAAAGAUUCUCUCUCCCCUGUCCAGGUAGAACAGUUUUUAUUCAUUUUUUAUCUUAAAGGACAGUAAUAUUUAUAAUAAUUGAUACAAAUUAUGUAAAACAUAAAAAUGUCCACAUUAUGUUUUUACAAACCAAUAUGUACUAUUAAAUCAAUUGCAAAAAAGGAUGCUGGCUUUGAAACUAAUUGUUUGAUUUAUUUUCAGUGUUCAAACAAGAUGGGUUUACAUGAUAUAACAAACAAACCAUGGCAUAUAUGGUAAUUACGGCGUCUUAUGUAAGAUGGCUUGCAAUGGCCACUCAAUUUAAUUUUAAGUUUAAUUCAUAAUUUGGCAGCAUUCCAAAGACCUAAAGCAUUUAAGAGGUAAGACACUUUAGAAUGUGAUGCACUGGUCUUAACCCUUUAAGCCCCAAUAUCCACAUACAAAUUCUCCAAACUGGUCUCUAUACUUUUCCAUAAAGAAUAAGUUGAGAGAAUUUGAUAAGAGAUCAAAGCAUUUUAUUUUGGUGAUCAUUUUAUCAGUUCUCACAACCUUUUCUCGUAAUUGUGUAUUGACAUUGUUGGGAGAAGAUUGGUGUUUGUCAGUCUCAGGACGUAAAGGGUUACUAGAUACUAGGGAAGUAACUUAAAGACAACAACCCAAGAAGAACUGUUAAUCAAACCAAAAAACACUUGAAAUUGUGGUCAACAUUCAGCGUGCAAAGUAGUGUUCAAUAGCCCGGGGCUAGUGGAUUUUGCUAACGGGAUAGUGCUUUCUUUUUUUUAAUUUGUCGACAGGCAAGUGAUAUUUUUUUGAGGAAUUCAAAUAACAGAAGAACUGUGAAAUCAAUUCUGCUAGUCAAAAAGUUUUUGGGGCUAGUUGAACUGACGCCUGGGCUAGCAAAUGCUAGCUGUAAAAAUCAUUUUCUUUGCACCCUGACAUUAUACCAAUGUAUUUCAUCAUCAAUCUUUCCUUCACGUGAGGUUGUGUGACAAUUUUGUCAUUCAUCACUUGAGGCAAGCAUCAUCACAGAUAGCUUUGAUCAGUUCAUGGCAAUCUGUUACCUUUGGUUUCCAUAGUCAUGCAACAGUUCCUGUUCAAGAUAGAAACUUUGAAAGUCAUUAUAGUUAAAUAUAUAAUUUCUUUUUUUCUUUUGUAUAUAAAGCACUUCAUUUUUGUCCUUUUUUAUUUGUAGUGCCAGUAAUGCUCUCACAGGGGAAGGACUGAAUGAUGGGGUUGACUGGCUUACAGGUGGGUGUAACUGCCACAUGUGA
Porites evermanni is the source of this 5519-nucleotide messenger RNA. The record is from the annotation of a GenBank genome assembly. NCBI's taxonomy places the organism in Eukaryota, Metazoa, Cnidaria, Anthozoa, Scleractinia, Poritidae.